AUGGUUUUACCAAGCACAUCUUUGGAAACGCGCAAGCAGCAUACCAGCGUUAUGAUAGUGCCAACGGGGACCAAAGCUGCUAUCGGUGGAUUCGCGGGCGACGCUUUGCCGGUUGCGCGUGCCCUCUCCAACGUUGUUGAUUGCCUUAUCACUCACCCUAAUGUUCUUAAUGCAGCAAUGCUCUACUGGCCCCUGCCAAAUACAUUAUAUGUUGAAGGUUAUGCUCUACACCACUUCGCAGAAGGCUUAUGGGCAUUACAGCUUGUUCAUCAAAACCGGGUAGAGAAGUGGAUUGAUCCAGAAAAUGGUCAAUCAACAGGGAGGAUUAAACGGCCAGAUUCCUUACUUGGAGCUGUAGAAACUUUAGUGAACCAGUCACAAGUGAAUGCCAUUGCUGUUGUUGGAAGUUUUCCGGAUGAUGAUAUUGAAGAAGUGGAUUACUACUGGCUGGGAAUGGGAAUAGACAAUUUGGCCGGUGUUGAGGCAGUUAUUAGCCAUCUGGUUGUUAGGACUUUUCAACGUGCACAAGCUUCCUUUUCCCCUUAG
Messenger RNA from Neltuma alba, 546 nucleotides. RefSeq lists its product as uncharacterized. NCBI's taxonomy places the organism in Eukaryota, Viridiplantae, Streptophyta, Magnoliopsida, Fabales, Fabaceae. The transcript is spliced from 4 exons. The record is from RefSeq and is a predicted model, not a curated record. The coding region runs from base 1 to 546 and encodes 181 amino acids.